Molecule: messenger RNA, 6478 nt
Organism: Strigops habroptila (Kakapo)
Lineage: Eukaryota; Metazoa; Chordata; Aves; Psittaciformes; Psittacidae
Gene: ESPL1
Product: extra spindle pole bodies like 1, separase
Exons: 29
Biological process (GO): meiotic chromosome separation; proteolysis
Cellular component (GO): nucleus; mitotic spindle; centrosome
Molecular function (GO): cysteine-type endopeptidase activity
Source: RefSeq, a predicted model, not a curated record
GGCGGCGCCAGCCAGGCCUCGCGGCUGCGGAAGAGCCAGGCCUGUGACCGGGUGCUGCGGGUGUGCGUGGAGCAGAUGGGCAAGCCCGGGGGCUGCCCCGCCAGCACCGGCCGGCUGCUGAGCGUGGCCGAGGCCGCGUGCCAGGGCUACGAGAGCGCCGGGCCCCAGCCCGCGCCCCUCUACCUGGAGAAGAUCCUGUACCACCUCCUGAGGAACACGGCCGCCCGCGGCGGCGGCGCCUGCUGGAGGGUGGCCGAGCUCCUCCGAGCCCGGCUCCUGGCCUCCCAGCCGGGCCAAGUGCCCUCCAAGGACUUCAAGGCCAUCGCCUACAGCAGCUUCAGCGUGCUCUGGAGAGGGGCAGAGUCCUUGGCGGAGCCCGACCGGCCGCAGGAGGAGGCUCAAGCUGUCCUCUCGGUCCGCCUGCGAGCCCUGCGCUUCCUCCUGCUGCUGGAGCAGGAUGGGGAGGCUUUGGCACCGCUGCAGCCCCCCUUCUUCACCUCCCAGACAGCUCAGCAGGCAGCUGCUGCUGCUGCCUUGUACGAGGCCCAGCAGGAGCCAUCCUCAGCUUUCCUUGGCCAGCAGCUCGGGGACUGUUUGCUUGCGGUGCUGCGGAAGGAGGCGGCGGAGCCUCCCACCCUGCAGCAAUCCUGCUGCUUCUUCGAGCUCACCCUGGAGCAGUGCCGGCACCUCUGCGGGGGCAGCCGGCACAGGGAGGCCAAGGAGGCAGUGAAGGAAGCGAGGGGCUUCCUGGGGGCCAGCAGCAGCUCCAGGAAGUCCUUCAGUGCCCCCCUCGCCCUGCUGGAGGCCGGGGUGCGGCUGAGCCAGGCGCUGGCUGACGGCGCCUGCCCGGCGGAGCCGCUCUUCUCCCAGGCUGCAGCAGCUCUCGGGGACGUGGCAGAGGCCUCGGAGCAGCUCCUCAGGGUGCUGGCUGAGAGCUGCCAGUUCAUCAGCUCCUCCCUCGGCGAGUGCAUGAGGAGGAGCAAGCAGCAGCCCUUCAGUCGGGAAGAUGUGCUCGACCUCUGUGCAUUCACCGAGGGGAACUGCCGAGUCCUGCUCCGGCUGCUGGAGAGGGUUCCUCCUGAGGGUGUCAAACAGAAGCUGAUGGUGAAGCAGCUCCUGUACCGCAGCCUCCAGCUCUUUGCCAGCGUGGCCUAUGACACCUUCCAGUGCUCCCAGCCAUUGCAGGGCUGGCCAGGCCUGGAGCAGCUCCCAGCGGGCUGCAGGAGGAGCGUGGAGCAGAUGCUGGAGGCACUGGAGGGGCUCUCCGAGAGCGAGCAAGCCAAGUACCUGGAUGUCACCGUGUCGUGCACCUUCAAGCUGGCGUACAUCUUCUACAGCCAGAACCUUCACGAGGAGGCCAGCUCCAUCUGUGAGCCCCUCUGCAAGGGGCUGCAGGCAGUGGAUGCCUAUGCGUGCCCAGAGAUACCCCCAGAGAGGCUCCACAAGUGCUUCAGGCUGCAGGUCGAGAGCCACCGCAAGCUGGGCUGGCUGGGGAGGGCCCUGGCCUCUGUGGAGCAGUGGCUGGUGGCACUGCGGGGCCGCACAGGGGACCUGCUGGCAGAGCCCAUCUCCCUCUGGGUCCGAGUCAAAGCCGAGGCUGGGAAGCAGGGGCACGAGGAGCUGCGCCUACGGACCCUGAAGGAAGGCUUGGAGGGGCACAACCUGGACACAGAGACCUUGGUGACCGUUCUCUUUGCGGAGCUGAAGGCCUACAAGACCAUCCGAGGUGACACGGGGCAGGAGCGCUACAACGUGCUGUGUGACGUGCUGGAGCUGUGCUCGGAGCAGAGCGGCCGCCUGCACCAGCGAGCUGUUGGCCUGACAGAGCUGGCCCAAGUGUUGUGCUACCACAGCUACUCCCAGCAGACUGACUGCUCCUCCCUGGACUCUGUCCAGGAAGCCUUGAGGCUGCUGGAGCUGGUGCCCAGGAGCACCCAGAACCGGGACCAGCUCCUCGAUGACCGGGCGCAGGCUCUGCUCUGGCUCUACAUCUGCACCCUGGAGUCCAAGCUGGAGAAGAGCAUAGAGAGGGAGCAGAGAGCCAGAGCUCAGGGGCUGAGGAACCUGGAUGACUUUGAGCCCAAUGAUCUCAACUACGAAGGCAGGCUGCUGGAGGACAGGUUCCUAUAUGAUGGCAUCUCCUUCAACCUGGAGACAGAGGCCGCUCUGGCCAAAAACCUGGAUGAUGCCUUCGCCUUGUGGAAGCAGCUCCUGGCGACGCCGGGCGUCCCGGCUGUGCGCAGCCCCGAGCAGAGCGUAGCCUCCCUGCGCCUUCUGGCAGCUCUCUACAGGCUGAUGGGCAAGCCUUUGCAGGCCCUGGAGAGCUACCUCCUGGUCAGAGCCCUGUGCAGUGCUCUUGGGGACAGCCUGGGCACAGCCAGUGCCCUGUGCCAGGUCACCAAGCUGCUCUUCCAGCUGGAAUGUCCCAGCUAUGCCCAGCUUUUCCUGGAGGAGACAGAGUCCUGCCUGCAGAACGCCGACAGCAGCGACGAUUCCUACGUGGUGCUGCAGCAAAGCUGCCUCCUGCUGCGCAGCCGCCUGUGCUGUGUCACCCACAGGAUUGAAGAGGGUCUCACCCUACUGCUGAAGGUGCUCCAGAACAUGGCUCUGCAAAAAGCCUCAAAGGUGUGGUACCUGCUGCGAGCCCACGUCCUGCAGCUGGUGGCCACCUACCUGAGCCUCCCCCUUGCCCGCCUCUCGCUGGAGCUGCGGCAGCAGAUCUUUGUGCAAGGAUGGAAGACACCCAAGACAGCUCUUGUUGAAGCCCAGAAGCUCUUCCGCAGCAUCAUCCUCCUGCUGAUGGGCAGCAGCGUGCUGGGAUGUCAGGGAUCAACAGCAUCUGAGGGCCAGUUUAUGGAUUAUGGGGACAACCUGCUGCUGAAGUGGCAAGUGCUGGCUGACGUGCUGGCCUGCUCCGAGCACCUCGUGGCUCUACUCAGCAGGUUGGAGGUGGUGUGUAAAGCCAAAGCCUUCUGCCUGGAGGCCGUCAAGCUGGCCAUGAAACUGCAGGCCACGCGGUGGUGUACUUCCUUCCUGGUGCUGAAGGCCCAGCUGGAGCUGCAGCAGAGCGAGCUGGAGCUGAGCCACUCGGACCUGCAGCAGGCUCUCUUCCUCCUGGAGCCUGACAGUGAGUUGAAAACCAGCAAGGAGCAGCAAGGCCACAUGAAGCUCCUGCCCGGGAAGGGCAAACUGGAGGGCAGGAAGAAGCAGGCCCCCAUCUCUGAGCCCCCUGGAGAAGAGGACGGUUUCCUGAAGGGCCCCACGCUGGCGUUUGUGGCCACAGUGAGUGGGCCGGGGAAGGCGGAUGCUCUCACUGCCUCCCCGGAGCUGAAGCCUGCGAGGAGGAAGAGACUGGCCUUCCUCAGCCACCCCCCAGCCUGCCCCUGCUGCCUCUGCUCCGACCUGUGCCUCUCUGCUCUCUGCCUGCGCUGGCUGCUCUCCUGCGCCCAGGCCGAGCUGGCAGCGGGCAGCACGGCCAAGGGGCUGGGGCUGCUCCGCGCCGUGGUGCCGCGCUGCGCCGCCGUGGCCGCCCGCUUCGCUGCCGUGCUGCAGGACAAGCUGAGGGCCACCUCCACCAGCCACGACCCGCCUGCUCUGGAGCUGCUGCACGAUCUGGUGGCCACUUGCUAUGCCACGUUGGCCCUGCAGAGCCUGGCCAGCCCCCGCCUGGCAGAGGAGCUGGAGAUGGGGUUGAAGUUCUUGGUGUCCUGCAGACCCCACGUGCCCAGCCUGGAGGUCUCCAGGGCCAGCCUCCUGCUUGCCAAAGCCACGGCCACCUUUUGCCACCCGGUCUCCAAGCAUGGUGACUCCAUGGAUGGCAUCUUUGCCAGCUCUUGGAGCCAGCAGCUGCCCACACCGGCUCUGACGGAGCCUGAAGUGGUGGCUGUGCCCAAGGCCCUCAAGACGGCCAAGGCUCAACCCCGAAGGUGCAAGAAGACAACCUUGGCUGCGGCUGCGCCCAAGCCCAGAGUGAAGAAGAGCCAAAGAACAAAGCCCUUGGCUGUGCCAAGCACUGAGGAUGUGUUUGCUCUGGGUGACCUGGACACUGAGGUGCCGCCCAUCAUCAUCCGGCCGGUGCCGGUGCCCUGCACCCCGCACCAGAGAGCGUGUCCCCCCACCAAGGCGCGCGCAGCCCCUGGCCCCAGGACACCCUUCACCAUCUUCAGCGAGUCCUCCCCACCAGGCAGCAAGUCCCAGCUCCUGCGGGCACCCAGGGUGCUGGGGAGAGUCAAGUCCCGCCUGCAGGUGACAUUCAGCGAUGACAGUGACUUGGAGGAUCCUGAAGCGGGGGGGACCCCCACAGCUUCCCACAAGCCUUCCUGCCCCCAGAGAGCUCGGUCCCCCCGGCCCAUGAGGUCCAAGGGGAGCUCGCAGGGGCUCAGCACCCGCAGCAGCUGCGCCCAGCCCCGCAGAGGGCGGCCGGGCACCCGCAGGGCCGGGGCUGCGGAGGAGCGGAGGGAGCGGGCGCCCCGCAGGGCUGCCAGCACGAGAGCAGAGGAGGAGCGGGAGCUUCCCAGGGCCACUGAGGCAGAGGAGAAGAUGGAGGAAGAGCUUCAGAUCAGCUUUGAGGUGCUGCAGGACUCUGAGGAAGAAGCCAAAGCCCCAGGCAGGAGGCAGCAGCCUCGGCGCAGGCAGGAGGGUGCAGGCAGGAAGCAGGAGCAGCAGGAGGCUGGUGAGGACGUCCCGGCAGAGGGGACCCUGCCCACGGCUGGUGAUGUCUCCUCCUUGGACACGGUCCUCGAGCUCCUGAAGGACGCUUUCAACUGCCUGAGCCACUGCCCCCCCAGCGCGCUGUACAGCCACCUCUGCCAGCUCCUGGCUCUGGGCACGGGCAGCCAGGACCCCCUCUCCACCGCGUACCUGCUCUCCGAGUCCCUCUCCAUCACCACCCGCCACCAGCUGCUCGGUGUCAUCCACAGGAAGAUCCACAAAGAGAAGAAGUCAGUGGGGGACGUGGCUGAGCAGCUCAGGGGGCUCUGCCUGCAGGAGGGGAGCACUGGCCAGCGCAGCCAGCACCUCGCUGACCUCGAGAGGCUCUUCAUGUUCAGCUCCACGGGGCUGGGGGCUGAGGAGCGGGACAGGUUUGGGAUGCAGCUGCAGCAGAUCCCCAGUGGGGUGACCGUGUGCAUGUUGACCCUCGCCAGCACCCAGCCCGGCUCUGUAGGGGACACGCUGCUGCUGACACGGCUGGAGAAGGGCAGCACCCCCGUGAACAUCCGCAUCCCCACGGCGCUCACCAAGGCCCCACUGCGCUCGGUGCUGAAGGAUUUUGACACCAUCCAGAAGGAGCAGAAGGAAGCCAACACCUGCACAGACAAGCAGGACUGGUGGAUGCGUCGUUUCGAGCUGGACCGCAGGAUGAAGAGCCUCAUUGAGACCCUGGAGCUGCAGGUGCUGGGCUGCUGGAGAGGGGUCCUGCUCCCCAGCAGCCCCGAGCCCAGCCUGGCAGAAGAAGCCGCCCAGUUGCACCCACAGCUCCGCCAGUGCGGCUGGAGGGACGCGGAUCCCACCCUGCUCAAGGCGGUGCUGAACGCUGCUCCCCUGCUCUCCCCCUGCGAUGUACAAGCCGUGGCCUUGGGCCUCUGCUCGGCGCAGCCCCGCCGGGCCCAGCUCCUCUUGCAGGAGGCGGUGGAGAAGCGGAAAGCCCGCGCCAAGCAAAGCAGCAGCUCCCUCGUCCUGGUUCUGGAUAAGCACCUGCAGAAGCUGCCCUGGGAGAGCAUGGCGUGCCUCAAGGCUGUGCCCGUCACCAGGCUGCCUUCCCUGCGCUUCCUGCUCAGCUACUCCCUGGCACAGAAGCAGGCAGGCUCUGUGCUGAGCCGCGGCGUGAACCCCAGCAGCACCUUCUACGUCCUCAACCCGCACAGCAACCUCAAGGGCACUGAGGAGCGAUUUCGGGGCUGGUUUGAGAGCGAGCCCGGCUGGAAGGGGGUGACAGGAGCCGUCCCAAGCCCGGAGCAGAUGCAGGCAGCCCUCCUGGAGCACGACCUCUACAUCUAUGCUGGGCAUGGAGCAGGCGCCCGCUUCCUGGACGGGCAGACCAUCUCCCGGCUGGAAUGCCGCGCUGUCACACUGCUCUUCGGCUGCAGCAGCGCCCUGCUCGUCGUCAGAGGCAGCCUGGAGGGCUCCGGCAUCAUCCUCAAGUACAUCAUGGCCGGCUGCCCCUUCGUCCUGGGGAACCUGUGGGAUGUGACGGACCGGGACAUGGAUCGCUAUGCACAGGCGCUGCUGGAGGGCUGGCUCAGGGGGGGCUCGGGGGCACCACUCCUCGACUACAUGGCCCAGGCCCGCCAAGCCCCCAAACUCAAGUACCUCAUCGGGGCGGCCCCCGUUGCCUAUGGGCUGCCCGUCUGCCUGCAGUGAGGGCUGGGGGGUCCCGGGGGAGGACACUGAGGACGUCGGGGGGUGUUUUAUGUCUUAUUUAUUUUAACCAAAGUGCUUUUAGGGGUCUGUUCAUUAACAAUAAAGCUGCUGCUCUUUG